UCAUUCUGCACUCGAAGUCGCCGCCGACGGGGCUCGUCGUCAGUCUAGAGAGUAAUAUCGACACGAAAAGAAAUAAACCGAUUCGGGUGACCGAGGAAAUCCCAGAACAAUUGAAAUCCAAGCGCUGCUGCGAUAUAAAUUCCGAUUUGGAGGCGCUGCGGUCGUUGCGUUAACCAAACGAAAUGGCUGAGGCGGAGGGAGGCUCCGAGCAGGAUGAUGUUUCAUUCCUGAGAACGGAGGACAUGGUCACGCUCUCCUGCACGGCGACGGGGGAGCGUGUCUGCUUGGCCGCCGAAGGAUUUGGUAACCGGCACUGUUUCCUCGAGAACAUUGCCGACAAGAACGUACCGCCGGAUCUGUCGCAGUGUGUGUUCGUCAUUGAGCAGGCGCUGUCGGUGCGAGCUUUGCAGGAGUUGGUGACGGCGGCCGGAUCCGAGACUGAUAGUCGACUUGGCAAAGGCACCGGAUCGGGACAUAGGACAUUGCUCUACGGCAAUGCCAUUUUGCUCCGACAUCACAAUAGUGAUAUGUACUUGGCAUGUCUGUCGACAUCCUCGUCGAACGACAAGCUGUCCUUCGACGUGGGUCUGCAGGAGCACAGCCAGGGAGAGGCUUGUUGGUGGACGGUUCAUCCGGCGAGCAAGCAGCGUUCAGAGGGCGAGAAGGUGCGCGUCGGAGACGACCUGAUCCUGGUCUCGGUGGCCACGGAGAGGUAUCUGCACACCACCAAGGAGAACGAACAGUCGAUUGUGAACGCCAGCUUCCAUGUGACCCACUGGUCCGUGCAGCCCUACGGCACGGGCAUUUCCAGGAUGAAGUACGUGGGCUACGUCUUUGGCGGCGAUGUGCUGCGCUUCUUCCACGGCGGCGACGAGUGCCUGACCAUACCCAGCACCUGGGGUCGUGAGGCGGGUCAAAAUAUUGUUAUUUACGAGGGCGGCGUGGUCAUGGCCCAGGCGAGAUCCCUGUGGCGCCUGGAACUCGCACGCACCAAGUGGACCGGUGGCUUCAUCAACUGGUACCAUCCAAUGCGCAUCCGGCAUAUUACCACCGGACGCUACUUGGGCGUCAACGACAGCAACGAACUUAUUCUGGUGAAGAAGGAGGAGGCUUCGAUUGCCACGACGACUUUCUGCCUGCGGCAGGAAAAGGACGACGAGAAGAAGGUGCUGGAGGACAAGGACCUGGAAGUGAUCGGCUCGCCGAUCAUCAAGUACGGCGACACCACCGUCAUCGUCCAGCACUGCGAGACGAGCUUGUGGCUCAGCUACAAGAGCUACGAGACGAAGAAGAAGGGCGUGGGCAAGGUGGAGGAGAAGCAGGCCAUCCUGCACGAGGAGGGCAAGAUGGACGAUUGCCUCGACUUCUCGCGCUCCCAGGAGGAGGAGUCCAAGACGGCGCGUGUCAUCCGCAAGUGCAGCAGCCUCUUCACGCAAUUUAUCACGGCCUUGGAAACCCUACAGUCCAAUCGCCGACACUCCAUUUUCUUCCAGAAGGUCAACCUCAACGAGAUGGUCAUGUGCCUGGAGGAUUUGAUCAACUACUUCUCGCAACCCGAAGACGAUAUGGAACACGAGGAAAAACAGAACCGCUUCCGUGCACUGCGCAACCGACAGGAUCUAUUCCAGGAGGAGGGCGUGCUUAACCUGAUUCUGGAGGCCAUCGACAAGAUCAACAUAAUCACCUCGCAGGGCUUCCUCGCCAGCUUCCUGGCCGGCGACGAGACCGGCCAGAGCUGGGACCUCAUCUCUACCUAUUUGUACCAACUGCUGGCCGCCAUCAUUAAAGGCAACCACACGAAUUGCGCCCAGUUCGCGAACAGCAACCGCCUAAACUGGCUGUUCUCGCGUCUGGGUUCCCAGGCCUCCAGCGAGGGUUCCGGCAUGUUGGACGUACUCCACUGCGUGCUCAUCGAUUCGCCCGAGGCCCUGAACAUGAUGCGGGAUGAGCACAUCAAGGUGAUCAUCUCGCUGCUGGAGAAGCACGGCCGGGACCCGAAAGUCCUGGACGUUCUUUGUUCCCUGUGCGUGGGUAACGGAGUGGCGGUGCGUUCCUCGCAGAACAACAUCUGCGACUUCCUGCUGCCGGGCAAGAAUCUGCUGCUGCAGACGCUCCUGGUGGACCAUGUGGCCAGCAUCCGACCGAACAUCUUCGUAGGCCGCGUGGACGGCUCCUCCAUGUACCAGAAGUGGUACUUUGAGGUGACCAUGGACCACAUCGAACAGACGACGCAUAUGAUGCCCCACCUGCGCAUCGGCUGGGCCAACACCUCCGGCUAUGUCCCUUAUCCGGGUGGCGGAAAGAAGUGGGGUGGCAACGGAGUUGGAGAUGACCUGUACUCGUUCGGAUUUGAUGGCGCCUAUUUAUGGACCGGAGGUCGCAGGACCGCAGUCUUGGAUGCGCUGCCCGAGGAGCCCUUCAUCCGCAAGGGCGAUGUCAUUGGAGUGGCGAUCGAUCUCUCAGUGCCCAUCAUCACGUUCACCUUUAACGGAGUGAAGGUGCGGGGUAGCUUCCGGGACUUUAACCUGGACGGAAUGUUUUUCCCCGUAAUGAGCUGCUCCUCGAAACUAAGCUGUCGCUUCCUUUUCGGAGGAGAUCAUGGUCGUUUGAAGUUUGCCCCGCCCAUGGGCUUCUCUGCCUUGGUGCAGUGCCUCAUGCCGCAGCAGAUCCUCAGUCUGGAUCCCUGUUUCUAUUUCGGUAAUCUCAGCAAGAACGUGUUGGCCGGACCAUGGCUUAUCGAGGACGACAAUGCCUUUGUUCCAAAGCCCGUUGAUACGACGGGUGUCUCACUGCCCAGUUCUGUGGACCAAAUCAAGGAGAAGCUGGCGGAGAAUAUCCACGAGAUGUGGGCUCUGAACAAGAUCGAGGCGGGCUGGUCGUGGGGCGAGCACCGCGAUGACUACCACCGCAUCCAUCCCUGCCUCACCCAUUUCGAGAAGCUGCCAGCGGCGGAAAAGCGAUACGACAAUCAACUGGCAGUACAAACGCUCAAGACAAUCAUUUCGCUGGGCUACUACAUAACCAUGGACAAACCACCAGCCCGCAUCCGCCCGGUGCGCUUGCCCAACGAGAUCUUCAUGCAGGGCAACGGGUACAAGCCGGCGCCUCUCGAUCUGAGCGCCGUGACACUCACCCCCAAGUUGGAGGAGCUGGUGGACCAGUUGGCAGAGAACACGCACAACCUGUGGGCUCGGGAGCGCAUUCAGCAGGGAUGGACCUAUGGCCUGAACGAGGACAGCGAAAACCACAGAAGCCCACACUUGGUGCCCUAUGCCAAGGUGGACGAGGCCAUUAAGAAGGCCAACAGGGACACGGCCUCGGAGACGGUGCGAACCCUCCUGGUCUACGGAUACGUGCUGGAUCCACCCACAGGCGAGGGAACCGAGGCACUCCUGGCCGAGGCACAACGCCUCAAGUUCGCCGGAUUCCGGACGUACAGGGUGGAGCGAAACUACGCCGUGACUUCGGGCAAGUGGUACUUCGAGUUCGAGGUGCUUACCUCCGGACCCAUGCGAGUAGGCUGGGCCCGGGCCGAUUGCUAUCCAGGAGCGAUGCUGGGCAGCGAGGACACCAGCUGGGCCUUCGACGGACACAAUGUGACCAAAAUGCACGCCGGAUCCAUCGAGCACUUCGGAGUGCGGUAUGAGGCUGGCGAUGUCAUUGGUUGUUUCAUCGAUGUCAAGGAGCUAACGAUCAGCUUCUCGCUGAACGGAGAACUCCUGAUGGACGCCCUGGGUGGAGAGACGACCUUUGCCGACGUCACCGCCGAGGGGGUGGGCUUCGUGCCCGCCUGCACCCUGGGAGUGGGCCAGAAGGCGCGCCUCAUCUACGGCCAGGACGUGGACUCGCUCAAGUUCUUCACCACCUGUGGCCUGCAAGAGGGCUACGAGCCCUUCUGCGUGAACAUGCGUCGUCCGGUGACCCACUGGUACACCAAGGACCAGCCCAUUUUCGAGAACACCGAGGAGAUGCCCGACUGCCGGAUCGACGUCACCCGAAUCCCCGGCGGCGCCGACACCCCGCCGCACCUGAAGAUCUCGCACAACACCUUCGAAACGAUGGAGAAGGCCAACUGGGAGUUCCUGCGGCUAUCCCUGCCCGUCACCUGCAUGGGCGAGUUCAUCGGCGAGCAGGAGAAGGCGCGCCGCUGGGACGAGAUCAAGAACCGGCAGUACCGGCUGAUGCGCGAGGCGGAGGCCGCUGCCCAGAUGCAGGUGCAGACCCAGGCCGCCCACAUGGACCACAUGCUCAAGGGCGGCUUCAACAUGAAUGACAUCAAGGGUCUGACCCGGAAUUUCGAUGAGCACGCGGAUGCCGAGGCGGAUCACAUGAUGCGAGGGCCACAUCGCCCGCCGCGGAAGGGAUCCCUCACCCGCAACAUCACUUUCGAGUCGGACAUGUCUGCCGCCCUGGACGAAAUGCAGCGAUCCAGUUCCGUGCUGGACAUGAACGGACUGGGCGAGGAGCUGGACGACAAGAAGAAGCGUGGCCGCAGUCCCUUCAAGUUCUUCUCGAAGAAGUCGCGAGACCAAAGUCGCGAGAAGAUGGGCGCCCGCACGCAGGACACUUCCCUGGAGCGCCGCAAUACGGUGGCACAUGGCCGAAACGUGGUCAACCAGCAGAUGACCACGCGAGCUCCCACGCUGCGGCUGAAUAAUGCCGAAAUACCGCCCAGCCCGGUGGCCCAGGGACCCAAGCAGUUAAGUUCCUCCAAUCUGGGUCAACAGCCGGUGGAAACUUCCGGCGACGAGAUGUUCGACGCCGAGUGCCUCAAGCUAAUCAACGAGUACUUCUACGGAGUGCGAAUCUUCCCUGGCCAGGACCCCACCCACGUGUACGUCGGAUGGGUGACCACACAGUACCACCUGCACAGCCGUGAGUUCAACAAGAACAAGGUGCGCCGUGGAUCGGUCUACAUCGAGGACGACUACGAGAUGGCCAUCGAGCGGAUCGACCGCCAGAGUUGCUACGUGGUGCGGGCGGACGAGCUCUUCAACGAGGUGACCCAGGACGCCUCCGGCAAGGGAGCCUCGCAGGGCAUGUUCGUCGGCUGCUUCGUGGACACAGCCACCGGCAUCAUUCGCUUCACUUGCGAGGGCAAGGACACCUCGCACCGCUGGAUGAUGGAGCCGGACACCAAGCUUUUCCCGGCCAUUUUCGUGGAGGCCACCAGCAAGGAGAUCCUGCAGAUCGAGCUGGGUCGCACCCCCACCACUUUGCCCCUCUCGGCGGCGGUUCUGCCCACCAGUGACAAGCACAUCAAUCCGCAGUCGCCACCACGCCUGAAGGUUCAGUGCCUGCGUCCGCAUCAGUGGGCCAGGGUUCCGAACACCUCGCUUCAGGUGCACGCCCUGAAACUGUCGGAUGUGAGGGGAUGGUCCAUGCUGUGCGAGGAUCCCGUGUCCAUGCUCGCCCUGCACAUCCCGGAGGAAGAUCGCUGCAUCGAUAUCCUGGAGCUCAUCGAGAUGGACAAGUUGUUGUCCUUCCAUGCCCACAGUCUAACCCUUUACGCGGCUCUCUGUUACCAGUCCAAUUACAGGGCUGCCCACGCUCUCUGCCAGCAUGUGGACCAGAAGCAGCUGCUCUACGCCAUCCGGUCGGAGUACAUGAGUGGACCACUGCGCCAGGGCUUCUACGACCUUCUGAUCGCGCUGCAUCUGGAGUCACACGCCACCACAAUGGAGGUGUGCAAGAACGAGUACAUCACUCCUCUGGGAGCCGAGCUGAAGGAGCUGUACGCCGACGAGGAGAUGCAGCACUCGCUGCGGUCCCUGGUCACGGAGUCAGUGCGUCCGCAGCUGCGGAUGACGGAGAUCACCGAACCGAUCCCCGACAUCGACCAAUUGUACUCCCCGAAGUUCCCCCUAGAAGUAGUCAGGCAGUUUGUAAUGGAGGCGCUGAAGGAUGCCGUCGAGAUCAAUCAGGUCCACAACCGCGAUCCCAUCGGUUGGACAAACGAGAACCUCUUCCUCCCUCUAAUCAAACUCACAGACCGCCUGCUCUUGGUCGGCGUCCUGACCGACGAGGAUGUGCAGCGGCUGUUGGUCAUGAUCGACCCGGAGACCUGGGAUCCAGCUUUCGAGAGGGAGGGCAAGGACGAGCACCGCAAGGGCUUGCUGACCAUGAAGAUGGCCGAGGGCGCCAAGCUGCAGAUGUGCUACCUGCUGCACCACCUGUACGACACCCAGCUGCGCCACCGAGUGGAGAGCAUCAUCGCGUUCUCGCACGACUUCGUGGGCGAUUUGCAGACCGAUCAGUUGCGACGUUAUAUCGAGAUCAAGCAGUCCGAUUUGCCCAGUGCUGUUGCGGCCAAAAAGACUAAAGAGUUCCGCUGUCCGCCGCGGGAGCAGAUGAACCAGAUUCUCUGCUUCAAGAACCUCGAGGCCGAUGACCAGGACAACUGCACCUGUGGCCUUGAGUUGCGCGGACGCCUGGGCGACUUCCACGACUGCCUCAUGCAGAAGGUGUCGCUCAACGCUCUCCAAGAGCCGGAUGGCGUCGAGGGCGCAGCGAUCGAGGAGAUCAAAACGGGACCCAUCACGAAGAUCUACAACUUCAUCAACACCGUCAAGGAGCUGGAGGAAGGGCCAAAGGAGGUGGAGGAGCCGGAGAAGAAGACGCCCGAGGAGGUGUUCCGAAAGGUCCUGAUCAAGACGAUAGUCAGCUGGGCCGAGGAAUCACAGAUCGAGAAUCCCAAGCUGGUGCGUGAGAUGUUCAGCCUGCUGUUACGUCAGUACGAUACGGUGGGCGAACUGGUCCGCGCCUUGGAAAAGACCUACGUGAUCAACACCCGGGCCCGCGAUGACGUCGCCGAAAUGUGGGUGGGCCUCAGCCAGAUACGCGCCCUGCUGCCCGUCCAGAUGAGUCAGGAGGAGGAGGAGCUGAUGCGCAAGCGCCUGUGGAAGUUGGUUAACAACGCCACUUUCUUCCAGCACCCAGACCUUAUACGCAUCCUGCGCGUCCACGAGAACGUGAUGGCCGUGAUGAUGAACACCCUGGGACGGCGGGCGCAGGCCCAGAGCGAUGCGCCCACGCAAACGGAGGUCGCCGAAGGAGCUCCGUCCAAGGAGAAGGACACCUCGCACGAGAUGGUGGUGGCCUGCUGCCGAUUCCUUUGCUACUUCUGCCGCACUGGCCGGCAAAACCAGAAGGCCAUGUUUGAUCACUUCGACUUCCUGCUGGACAACGCCAACAUCCUGCUGGCACGGCCCAGCCUGCGAGGAUCCACGCCCCUGGAUGUGGCAUACUCGAGUCUGAUGGAGAACACAGAAUUGGCUCUGGCCCUGAGGGAACACUACUUGGAGAAGAUCGCCGUCUACCUGUCUAGGUGCGGCCUGCAGAGCAACUCGGAGCUCGUGGAAAAGGGCUAUCCGGAUCUGGGUUGGGAUCCCGUGGAGGGAGAACGCUACCUGGACUUCCUGCGCUAUUGCGUUUGGGUCAACGGCGAGAGCGUCGAGGAGAAUGCGAACCUUGUCAUUCGACUUCUUAUCCGUCGUCCGGAAUGCUUAGGACCGGCUCUAAGAGGAGAAGGAGAAGGUCUGUUCCGCGCCAUCGUCGAGGCCAAUCGCAUGUCGGAGCGCAUCUCGGACCGCUGCAAGAUGCAGGACGAGGCCGAGGGCACCAUUGCCGGACUGAACUUCACGCACCCGUUGCCGGAAGGCGAGGAAGACGAGGACUAUAUCGACACCGGAGCCGCCAUCCUAAACUUCUAUUGCACCCUGGUGGACCUGCUGGGCCGAUGUGCCCCAGACGCCUCGGUAAUCGAGCAGGGCAAAAACGAGUCCCUGAGGGCUAGAGCUAUUCUGAGAUCUCUGGUGCCACUGGAGGAUUUGCAGGGGGUGCUCAGCCUGAAGUUCACCCUCUCGCAGACGGCGCCCGGCGAGGAGAAGCCCAAGUCGGACAUGCCGUCGGGCCUGCUGCCCAACAACAAGCAGAGCAUCGUGCUCUUCCUGGAGCGCGUCUACGGCAUCGAGGCCCAGGACCUCUUCUACCGCCUGCUGGAGGACGCCUUCCUGCCCGAUCUGCGCACCGCCACCAUUCUGGACAAGAGCGACGGAUCCGAGAGCGACAUGGCGCUGGCCAUGAACCGCUACAUCGGCAACUCCAUCCUGCCACUGCUCAUCAAGCACUCCAAGUUCUACAACGAGGCCGAGAACUACGCGAGCCUCUUGGACGCCACUCUGCACACGGUCUAUCGGCUGUCCAAGAACCGUAUGCUGACCAAGGGGCAGCGCGAGGCCGUCUCCGACUUCCUGGUGGCCCUCACAUCCCAAAUGCAACCUGCCAUGCUGCUCAAGCUGCUGCGCAAGUUGACUGUGGAUGUGUCCAAGCUGUCCGAGUACACCACCGUGGCCCUCCGGCUUCUCACCCUGCACUUCGAUCGCUGCGCCAAAUAUUACGGCUCAACUCAAGGCCAGGGCUCCUAUGGAGCCUCAUCGGAUGAGGAGAAGCGCCUGACGAUGCUGCUGUUCUCGAACAUUUUUGACUCGCUCAGCAAUAUGGACUAUGACCCGGAACUGUUCGGUAAAGCACUGCCCUGUCUGAUCGCCAUCGGAUGCGCCCUGCCCCCGGACUACAGUCUGUCCAAGAACACGGACGAGGAUUACUAUGGCCGCCAGAUGGGCGCGCCCGACCAGCCGCAGUAUAUGCCCAAUCCCAUCGACACCAACAACGUGCACCUGGAUAAUGACCUGAACUCGCUGGUGCAGAAGUUCAGCGAGCACUACCACGAUGCGUGGGCCAGUCGGCGUCUGGAAGGAAGCUGGACCUACGGGGAAAUCCGAUCCGAUAACGAUCGCAAGCACCCACGUUUGAAGCCCUACAACAUGCUCAGUGAAUACGAACGCGAGCGCUACCGGGAUCCAGUGCGGGAGUGCCUGAAGGGUCUGCUGGCCAUCGGAUGGACCGUGGAGCACUCCGAGGUGGAGGUGCCACUCAACCAUCGCGGAUCGACGCGUCGUCAGUCGAAGCCCCAGAUUAACGAGGGCAGCCCCUUCAACUACAAUCCGCACCCGGUGGACAUGAGCAACCUGACCCUGAGCAGGGAGAUGCAGAACAUGGCCGAGCGCCUGGCGGAGAACUCCCACGACAUCUGGGCCAAGAAGAAGAACGAGGAGCUAAACGGCUGCGGCGGGGUUAUCCACCCACAACUGGUGCCCUACGACCUUCUGACCGACAAGGAGAAAAAGAAGGACCGCGAGCGGUCGCAGGAGUUCCUCAAGUACAUGCAGUACCAGGGCUACAAGCUGCACAAGCCUUCCAAGGGAGGAGCCGUGGAGGAAGGAGGUGCCACCCAGGCAGCCGUUGAGCUGCGCUUCUCCUACUCCCUGUUGGAGAAGCUCAUUCAGUAUCUGGACCGAGCAACCAUCAACAUGAAGCUGCUGAAGCCAUCGACCACGUUCAGCCGCCGCUCAUCAUUCAAGACGGCCACGCGGGACAUCAAGUUCUUCUCGAAGGUGGUGCUGCCACUAAUGGAGAAGUACUUCUCAACGCAUCGCAACUACUUCAUUGCCAUUGCCACGGCCACGAACAACAUUGGAGCGGCUUCGCUGAAGGAGAAGGAAAUGGUGGCAUCGAUCUUCUGCAAGCUGGCCGCCCUGCUGCGCAACCGGCUGAGUGCCUUUGGACCGGAUGUCCGCAUCACGGUGCGGUGCCUCCAGGUGCUGGUCAAGGGCAUCGAUGCCCGCACCCUGACCAAGAACUGUCCCGAGUUCAUUCGCACCUCCAUGCUGACCUUCUUCAACCAGACAUCCGAUGACUUGGGAAACACGAUCCUCAACCUGCAGGACGGCAAGUACAGUCACCUCAGGGGAACUCACCUGAAGACCUCCACAUCGUUGGGCUAUGUCAACCAGGUGGUUCUGCCCGUGCUAACGGCCAUGUUUGAUCACCUGGCGGCCUGCGACUAUGGCAGCGAUUUGCUGCUCGACGAAAUUCAGGUGGCCUCCUACAAGAUCCUGGCCGCCCUGUAUCACCUGGGUACCGAUGGCACCCUCACGCACGAUAGGAAGUAUCUGAAGACCGAGAUUGAGAGGCACAGACCUGCCUUGGGAUCCUGCCUGGGCGCCUACAGUUCCUGUUUCCCGGUGGCCUACUUGGAGCCCCACCUCAACAAGCACAACCAGUACUCGCUGCUCAACCGCAUUGCGGAUCACUCAUUGGAGGCGCAGGACAUCAUGGUCAAGAUGGAGAGCUGUAUGCCGAAUCUGGAAACCAUUCUCGCCGAAGUGGACCAGUUCGUGGAGUCGGACAAGACGUACAACGAUGCGCCGCACAUUAUCGAUGUGAUCCUGCCGCUGCUGUGCGCCUAUCUGCCAUUUUGGUGGUCCCAGGGUCCCGAUAACGUGAGUCCCACCAGCGGCAACCACGUGACCAUGGUCACCGCCGAUCACAUGAAUCCCCUGCUUCGCAACGUGCUCAAGAUGAUCAAGAAGAAUAUUGGCAACGACAACGCGCCGUGGAUGACCCGCAUUGCUGCCUACACGCAGCAGAUCAUCAUCAACACGUCGGAGGAGUUGCUCAAGGAUCCCUUCCUGCCACUGGCGGAGCGGGUGAAGAAGCGCACGGAGAACAUGCUGCACAAGGAGGACAGCAUGCGGGGAUUCAUUAAGUCGGCCACGGACGACACCUCGCAGGUUGAAACGCAGCUGCAGGAGGACUGGAACCUUUUGGUUCGGGACAUAUACUCGUUCUAUCCGCUGCUCAUCAAGUAUGUGGAUCUGCAGCGCAACCACUGGCUGAAGGACAACAUCCCGGAAGCCGAGGAGCUGUACAACCAUGUGGCGGAGAUCUUCAACAUCUGGUCCAAGAGCCAGUACUUCCUCAAGGAGGAGCAGAACUUCAUCUCAGCCAAUGAGAUCGAUAACAUGGCCCUGAUCAUGCCAACGGCCACUAGGAGGUCGGCCAUCUCGGAAGGUGCUCCCGCUGUAGGUGGCAAGGUCAAGAAGAAGAAGAAGAACAGGGACAAGAAGCGCGACAAGGACAAGGAGGUGCAGGCCAGUUUGAUGGUGGCCUGCCUCAAGCGUCUCCUGCCCGUAGGAUUGAACCUGUUCGCGGGCAGGGAGCAGGAGCUGGUGCAGCACUGCAAGGAUCGGUAUCUGAAGAAGAUGCCCGAGUACGAUGUGAUUGAGUUUGCCCGCAACCAGUUGACCCUGCCCGACAAACUAGACCCCUCAGACGAGAUGUCCUGGCAGCACUACCUUUACUCGAAGCUGGGCAAGAGCGAGGAGCCGGUGGACGAGCAGGCGCUGGAGAAGGCCAAUGUGAAUUCCAACGAGAAGGGCAAGGACAAGACCCAGGAAACGGUGGACCGCAUCGUGGCUAUGGCCAAGGUUCUGUUUGGCCUGCAUAUGAUCGACCAUCCACAACAGCAGAGCAAGAAUGUCUACAGGAGCGUUGUGUCGAUCCAAAGGAAGCGUGCCGUAAUCGCAUGCUUCCGGCAGACAUCGCUACAUUCUCUACCCAGACAUCGGGCCUGCAACAUCUUUGCCCGCUCCUACUACGAGCAAUGGCUGCAGGAGGAGAACGUGGGCCAGGAGGUGAUGGUCGAGGAUCUGACCCAGUCGUUCGAGGACUCCGAGAAGUCCAAGAAGGAGGGUGAGGAGACUGACAACAAGCCGGAUCCGCUCACCCAACUGGUGACCACUUUUUGUCGCGGCGCCAUGACGGAGCGCAGCGGUGCCCUCCAGGAGGAUCUGCUCUACAUGUCCUACGCCCAGAUCGCGGCCAAGUCCACGGGCAAGGAGGAGGAGGAGGGCGGCGACGAGGAGGGCGGGGAGGGAGGCGAAGAGGGCGAAGGCACCAGCAUCCAUGAACAAGAGAUGGAGAAGCAGAAACUACUCUUCCAUCAGGCACGUCUCUCCAAUCGUGGCGUUGCCGAAAUGGUGCUGUUGCACAUUUCCGCCUCCAAAGGUAUACCUUCGGAGAUGGUAAUGACGACACUCAAUCUCGGCAUCGCCAUUCUGCGCGGAGGCAACAUCGACAUCCAAAUGGGCAUGCUGAACCACUUGAAGGAGAAGAAGGACGUCGGGUUUUUCACCUCGAUUGCCGGACUGAUGAACUCCUGCAGUGUACUGGACCUAGACGCCUUCGAGCGCAACACCAAAGCAGAGGGUCUUGGUGUAGGUUCCGAGGGCGCCGCGGGCGAGAAAAACAUGCACGACGCGGAGUUCACCUGUGCUCUGUUCCGGUUCAUCCAGCUGACUUGUGAGGGCCACAAUUUGGAAUGGCAAAACUAUUUGAGGACCCAGGCCGGUAACACCACCACCGUAAACGUGGUCAUCUGCACAGUGGACUACUUGCUGCGUCUACAGGAGUCCAUCAUGGACUUUUACUGGCACUAUUCGAGCAAGGAGAUCAUCGAUCCCGCCGGCAAGGCCAACUUCUUCAAGGCCAUCGAAGUGGCUAGCCAAGUGUUCAACACCCUCACCGAGGUCAUCCAGGGUCCCUGUACCCUCAAUCAGCAGGCCUUGGCCCACUCGAGGUUGUGGGAUGCAGUUGGUGGCUUCCUCUUCCUGUUCUCCCACAUGCAGGACAAGCUAUCCAAGCACUCCAGCCAGGUGGACCUGCUCAAGGAGCUGCUGAAUCUGCAGAAGGACAUGAUCACCAUGAUGCUGUCCAUGCUGGAAGGAAACGUUGUUAACGGCACCAUUGGCAAACAGAUGGUGGACACGCUGGUGGAGUCCGCCGGCAAUGUGGAGCUGAUCCUCAAGUACUUCGACAUGUUCCUGAAACUGGCCGAUCUCAUCGAGUCGCCCAGUUUCCACGAGGUGGAUAUGAAGAACGAGGGUUGGGUGACGCCCAAAGACUUUAGGGAGAAGAUGGAACAGUCCAAGAACUACACACCGGAAGAAAUGGAUUUCCUUUUGGCGUGCUGCGAGCGCAACCACGAGGGCAAGAUCGACUACCGAGCCUUCGUGGAGCACUUCCACGAACCAUCAAAGGAGAUCGGUUUCAACCUGGCUGUGCUGCUGACCAAUCUCAGCGAACACAUGCCAAACGAACCGCGCCUGGCGCGCUUCCUGGAGACCGCCGGCUCGGUGCUCAACUACUUCGAGCCCUUCCUGGGCCGCAUCGAGAUUCUGGGCAGCUCCAAGCGCAUCGAGCGAGUGUACUUCGAGAUCAAGGACUCAAACAUCGAGCAGUGGGAAAAGCCGCAGAUCCGCGAGUCCAAGCGUGCCUUCUUCUAUUCCAUCGUCACCGAGGGUGGUGACAAGGAGAAACUGGAGGCCUUCGUCAACUUCUGCGAGGAUGCCAUCUUUGAGAUGACCCACGCCUCGGGUCUGAUGGCCACCGAUGAUGGUGGUGGCAAUGUGAAACGGGAUACAGCCUAUAGUUCCUACAUGAGCGAGGAGGAGGAGGAGCGAGCUGCUCGAGACCCCAUCCGGCGCACCAUCACCGCAGUCAAGGAAGGACUCAAGUUUGGAGUCCACAUGCUCAGCCCGGCGAACAUUAAGCACCAGAUCGGCGUGAUGCAGACCAAAUCCAUCCCUGAACUCAUUGUCGGCUUUUUCAAGAUCAUCUUUUAUAUUUUCUAUUACACCGGAUACGCGCACUUCUGCGUGGUGCGUUACAUAUUCGGCAUCCUGCUGAACCUGAUGCGAGGACCUGCCCCGGAGCAGGAGGAGGAACCGGUGGUGGAGGAGGAGACGUUUGGCAGAGCACUGCCACCACUGCCCCUGGAAGAGCCUCCGGGCACGGUGCAAGCCUUUGGCCUGGACAUCAACAAGGAGGAAAACGGCAUGUACAAGGUGGUGGUGCACGAGUCUCCGGCCAAUUCCUCGAUGGAGGAGGGUGGAGAAUCGAGCCCCGAGGAUGGCGCUGCCGCCAGCGGAGAACUGGUCGAGGGUGAACCCCACCAGGAGCCCAUCUCCAUUGUGGAUCUUCUGGGCGGAGAGGCGGCAAAGAAGGCGGCUCAGGAGCGACAGGAGGCGCAAAAGGCACAGGAGGCGGCCAUGGCCUCCAUCGAGGCGGAGGCCAAGAAGUCAUCGUCCGCGCCCCAGGAGACGCCUGCAGUCCACCAAAUCGACUUCUCGCAGUACACCCAUCGCGCCGUCAGCUUCCUGGCCAGGAAUUUCUACAACCUCAAGUAUGUGGCCCUGGUGCUGGCCUUCAGCAUCAACUUUAUGCUGCUCUUCUACAAAGUCACCUCUUUCACCGAGGAAUCGGACAGCUCCGCCGAGGAGGAGCUCAUUCUGGGCUCCGGCUCGGGAGGAGGUGCGGACAUCACGGGCUCUGGCUUUGGCGGAUCAGGGGACGGGGGAUCGGGCGAUGGCGAAAUGGAGGACGAAAUACCGGAACUGGUGCACGUGGACGAGGACUUCUUCUACAUGGAGCAUGUGCUGCGCAUUGCGGCAUGUCUGCACUCACUCGUCUCCCUGGCCAUGCUGAUUGCCUACUACCAUCUCAAGGUGCCACUGGCCAUCUUCAAGCGGGAGAAGGAGAUCGCCCGCCGGCUGGAGUUCGAGGGAUUGUUCAUUGCGGAGCAGCCGGAGGAUGACGACUUCAAGUCGCACUGGGACAAGCUGGUGAUCUCGGCCAAGAGUUUCCCGGUCAACUACUGGGACAAGUUCGUAAAGAAGAAGGUGCGCCAGAAGUACAGCGAGACCUACGACUUCGACUCCAUAUCCAAUCUGCUGGGCAUGGAAAAGAGCACCUUCGCGGCGCAGGAGAGCGAGGAAACGGGCAUCUUCAAGUACAUCAUGAACAUCGACUGGCGCUACCAGGUGUGGAAGGCGGGCGUCACCUUCACGGACAACGCCUUCCUCUACUCCCUGUGGUACUUCAGCUUCUCGGUGAUGGGCAACUUCAAUAACUUCUUCUUUGCCGCCCAUCUGCUCGAUGUAGCCGUGGGAUUCAAGACCCUGCGCACCAUCCUGCAGUCCGUAACCCACAACGGCAAGCAACUGGUGCUCACCGUGAUGCUGCUGACCAUCAUCGUGUACAUCUAUACGGUGAUUGCGUUCAACUUCUUCAGGAAGUUCUACAUUCAGGAAGAGGACGAGGAGGUGGACAAGAAGUGCCACGAUAUGCUCACCUGCUUCGUGUUCCACCUGUACAAGGGUGUGAGAGCGGGCGGUGGCAUUGGCGACGAGAUCGGAGAUCCGGACGGAGACGACUACGAGGUCUACCGCAUCAUUUUCGACAUAACUUUCUUCUUCUUCGUGAUCAUUAUCCUGCUGGCCAUCAUCCAGGGUUUGAUCAUCGACGCCUUCGGCGAGCUGCGUGACCAGCUGGAGUCGGUGAAGGACAACAUGGAGUCCAACUGCUUCAUCUGCGGAAUGGGCAAGGACUUCUUUGACAUAGUUCCACACGGCUUCGACACGCACGUUCAGAAGGAGCACAACCUGGCCAACUACAUGUUCUUCCUGAUGCAUUUGAUUAACAAGCCGGACACCGAGUACACCGGCCAGGAGACGUACGUGUGGAACAUGUACCAGCAGCGCAGUUGGGACUUCUUCCCCGUGGGAGACUGCUUCCGCAAGCAGUACGAGGAUGAGCUAUCCGGCGGAGGCGGCGGCGGUUAAGAACCGGUCCGCACACCUUUGCUUUCUGGGCACAAUCACACUGGCACUGGACGGUCCAAUACUCUCGGGAUCCACUUUUGUAUCGGUACUUUGACAACAUCUGGAAUUUUUACCUAGUCAACUUUAGCAAUGUAUUUUAAGCAAUAUCCUACACAAUCGUUUUUAUGUACGUAGGAGGACGACCUGUUUCCAAAAUAUUGAUGACGAUUCUAGCACGUAUAACAACAAAUGUUCUUAACUCAUUUUAAAAUAAAUCUAUUCAUUUUGAACGAA
Molecule: messenger RNA, 15797 nt
Organism: Drosophila suzukii
Lineage: Eukaryota; Metazoa; Arthropoda; Insecta; Diptera; Drosophilidae
Source: RefSeq, a predicted model, not a curated record